UCAUUGAUUGCAGGCUACACUUCAGGAUUCGCUCCCGUGGUCUUGGUAGUUCUAGUGUGACUUGAAGGAGAUCGUCCAUCUAUCACCGCAUUAACGUAAAGCAAUGCGGGACCGUUUAAGAUACAGUAACUGUUUGUUCUAAAUUCAGUUGACAUCGUUUUUAGCCAGACGGACCCUAUUUGACGUUUUUUUAGUUAGUAGGUUAUGGUUGCGGAGGAUGGAUGCUGACGACGUGUCGGUUAGAGAGAAACUUUUCCACAACCGUGUUCGAGAGACAAUAAUCUGUGUCCUCCUGUUCACAUGCCUCUACAUUGUGUCCUACCUCAUUCUCACUCACUUCAAGAAGAAUGCUGACUUUGUCACUGAUGACAUUGAAGAUGCUACGGUCAACAAAAUUGCGCUGUGGCUGUGUACGUUCACCCUGUCUGUGGCAGUGUGUGCUGUGCUUCUGCUGCCUAUCUCGAUCCUGUCCAACGAGGUGCUCCUCACCUUCCCACAAAGCUACUACAUGCAGUGGCUCAACGGGUCGCUCAUCCACGGCUUGUGGAACCUAGUCUUCCUCUUCUCCAACCUCUCCCUCGUCUUCCUCAUGCCCUUCGCAUACUUCUUCACCGAGUCGGAGGGAUUCGUGGGCUGUAAGAAGGGAGUGAUGGCCCGUGUGUACGAGACAGCUGUGGUGCUCCUGCUUCUCACCCUGCUGGUGCUGGGCAUGGUGUGGGUGGCAUCGGCUGCCCUCCACCACCACACCGCCAGGGAGAGCCUCUACGAUCUGUGGGAGUACUACCUGCCCUACCUGUACUCGGGCAUCUCCCUCUUUGGAGUGCUGCUUCUCUUGGUGUGCACUCCCUUCGGCCUGUCGCGCAUGUUCAGCGUCACCGGCAGCCUAUUGGUCAAACCACGGCUGCUGGAGAACCUCGAGGAGACGACCAGCUGCUCGGCGUUCGAGGAGGCCUCGCUCUCCAGGAAGCUGAACGGCGGAGCUGCGUCUUGCUGGAUCAGCCUGAACGUGGAGGUGGUGCGGAGGCAGUUCCUCAGCGUCCAGGCCAAGCGCAUCGCCCUGGAAAUGCGUCAGAGAGCGUCGCCGUGGCAACGCAACCUGGGCUACCCGCUGGCCAUGCUGCUGCUCCUGGCGCUGACGGUGAUGUGUGUGCUGAUGGUGUGUUUCAACGUGCUGGAGCUUCUUUUCGACGAGACGGCCAUGCCCAAAGGAAUGGAGGACCCUCGUCUGGGCACGGCCUCCUUCUCCAUGUUCGGCUCCCUGGGGGCGGCGAUGCAGGUGCUGCUCAUCCUCUACCUGAUGGUGGCGUCUGUGGUGGGCUUCUACAGCACCUCGCUCUUCCACGGCCUGCUGCCUCGCGCCCAGGACACCAACCUCACACAGAUCAUCGGGAACUGUGUGUCUCUCCUGGUUCUGAGCUCGGCUCUUCCUGUCUUCUCCCGCACUCUUGGGAUCACCCGCUUCGACCUGCUCGGGGAUUUCGGGCGCUACAACUGGCUGGGGAACUUCUACAUCGUGUUCCUGUACAACAUGCUGUUCGCUGGAGUCACGUCGGCCUGCCUCAUCAACACGCUCACCUGGGCUGUACAGAGGGAGCUCAUCAGGGCAUUUGGUCUCCACAGGCUGCCCCAGACUGUGUCCAGAUCCACCGUCCCCUUCAAGCUCCUCCUGGCCAAUGGGCUCUCUAAGAUCCAGUGACGGCCCCUCCCCUUCCCCCCCGUGCCACCUCUCCAUGGCUCCGCCUCUUCCCGGCACCUCAGCCUCCUGGAGAGGCUUUCUCAUUGGACCAUAGGCACCUCGCUGCCUAGCCUUCCCAGCCUGCCCGUGACCCGGGUAACCAAAACGGGAGUGGAGAACGGAAGACGUGCAGUUUGGCCAAUGAGCAUCGUGUCCCCGUCCAGGUUGAGCUGAGGAGGGGCGGGCCAUCUCUGGGUUCUUUGACUGCAAGGUUCCUGUCACAGAGUGCCCUAACCUGAACCAUAAACACAACUGGAACACAGACGCAAAAGGGAUCCUUUUUGAGUUCUUUAUAUUGUUUGUUCUUGACUGUGAACCUUCUCCAGGGUGGAUGUGAACCCUCGUCCCCCCCCCCUCCCUCAAAAGCGUGCAGCUGAGAUAUUUGGGGAGAUGACAUCACGGUGGCUGCGUCGACCCUGUUUCCUCUUCCUGCCCUGGAGUUGAGCGAGUCAUCUCUCUGUGCUUCUUGCCCACUCUCUCUCUCUCUCUUUCCCUCCCUCUACCUACUAUUUUAGGGCUUCGGCCUGUGAAUCUCACUUCCCUGUUUGUUUGGGAUUCUCAUCUGCACUGGUGUUUUUAACUAAUGAGAGGAUGUUUCUGAUUGGGGAGGUGGAGAACUGUUCUUGCCUCUCAUCCUCGAUGGUUAGCCAGGACCCGUUGGGAGGGGCAGGGAAGUGUGUGUGUGUGUGUGUGUGU
Molecule: messenger RNA, 2431 nt
Organism: Osmerus eperlanus (European smelt)
Lineage: Eukaryota; Metazoa; Chordata; Actinopteri; Osmeriformes; Osmeridae
Gene: lmbr1l
Product: limb development membrane protein 1-like
Exons: 16
Coding region: 218-1696 (492 amino acids)
Biological process (GO): signal transduction; receptor-mediated endocytosis
Cellular component (GO): plasma membrane
Molecular function (GO): transmembrane signaling receptor activity
Source: RefSeq, a predicted model, not a curated record